ACGUCUUCAUUAUUGCUUUCCCUUUGACUCUCCGCUUUAUUUAAUACACCCAACCGCCUUUUCCAACCAAUUAUUUCCCAUAAACCCUACAUUUCUCUGACUCUUCCAAUAUUUUAUAUAGUAUAUUAACAACCCCCUUCCCCCCCUCCCCCCAUACACUACACAUUUUUCUUUGCAUUUAAUAUUACUUUAUUGAAAGAUCAUGGAAGCAGGGACGAUCUCUAGACUUGUUCAACCAAUUAAACUUCCAACUUACAAUUUCAGUUCUAACUCUUCCAUGUGCUGCCCCCAGACAAGGUUAAUGCCUGCUUUCCAUUCCUCAAAAUAUGAUGAGCGAGAGAUUACAGUUUUAUCUUCUGAACCCACUAUUAAAAAAAGCAGUGUACUUGGGGGAUUGUCUUUACAUCGUCCCGUGCACAAGAGAGAUAUAGUCGGAAAAACAUUCUGCUCUGUUGGACUGUAUACACAUCCAGGGAGCACUGUUGAAUCUUCUUCACAGACAGCUGAAGAAAAGAUCGGAGUGCUACUUUUGAAUCUUGGAGGACCAGACACGCUUCAUGAUGUCCAGCCUUUUCUGUUCAACUUAUUUGCUGACCCUGAUAUUAUACGUCUACCCAGAUUAUUCCGAUUUCUCCAGCGCCCAUUGGCACAACUCAUUUCUGUUCUCCGAGCUCGGAAAAGUAAGGAAGGGUAUGCUGCAAUUGGAGGCGGUUCCCCUUUACGAAAAAUAACAGAUGAGCAGGCUAAUGCAUUGAAGAUGGCAUUAGAAACAAAGGAAGUUCCAGCAAACGUCUAUGUUGCGAUGAGGUACUGGUACCCGUUCACUGAGGAAGCUGCUCACCAGAUAAAAAGAGACGGGAUUACAAAGCUUGUAGUACUGCCUUUGUAUCCUCAAUACUCUAUCUCUACAACUGGUUCGAGCGUCCGUGCCCUUCAGAAUAUUUUCAAGGAUGACUCUUAUCUGUCCAGCCUGCCAGUUGCCGUCAUUGAAUCCUGGUACCAACGACAAGGUUACAUCAAGUCCAUGGCAGACUUGAUUGAGAAGGAGUUACAUAAUUUCUCUAAGCCUGAGGAGGUCAUGGUUUUCUUUAGUGCCCAUGGAGUGCCAGUUAGUUAUGUUGAAGAUGCUGGUGACCCAUAUAGAGAUCAAAUGGAGGAGUGCAUUUUCUUGAUAAUGAAAGAGCUGAAAGCUAGAGGAAUCAACAAUGAUCAUACCUUGGCUUACCAGAGCCGAGUUGGUCCUGUACAAUGGUUGAAACCAUACACUGAUGAUGUUCUUGUUGAGCUUGGACAGAAAGGUGUAAAGUCUCUGUUGGCUGUUCCAGUAAGCUUUGUGAGCGAGCAUAUAGAGACUCUUGAAGAGAUUGAUAUGGAAUACAAAGAAUUAGCACUUGAAUCGGGAAUUGAAAAUUGGGGUCGUGUUCCUGCUCUGAAUUGCACCUCCUCUUUCAUAACUGAUCUGGCAGAUGCAGUUAUUGAAGCAUUGCCUUCGACAAUGGCAAUGUCUGCGUCCACUGGUACAGAGGAAGCAGUUGACGAUCCGAUGCAAUAUUUUAUAAAAAUGCUUUUCGGAUCACUAUUAGCAUUUGUUUUUCUGUUUUCACCAAAGAUGGUAUCGGCUUUUAAGAAGAACAUCCUUUAGGGAGGACAAAAGAUCCUUUUCAGUAAUAGUACAGAGAUCAAGAAGCAAUAUUUAUGGUGCCACCUUAAAAUUUCUUAAUUUUGUAUUCACAAGUUUUUUUCUUACUACUAAUAUACGAGUUAUCACUUUUGUUAAGAGAGACUGGAUACGACAGUUUUGAAAGUGCCAGUAUUCUGUUUUGGGGGCAGGCACAGGACGAAAACAAAUCAGAGAUACAAGUCUCUUUGUGGCAUUGGUUUUAGACUCAUACAAGUGUCUUGUAUUACAUCUAUAAACUUCAAUUAUACAAUGAAUUCUUUUGGUCAAGCA
Molecule: messenger RNA, 1951 nt
Organism: Lycium barbarum (goji berry)
Lineage: Eukaryota; Viridiplantae; Streptophyta; Magnoliopsida; Solanales; Solanaceae
Product: ferrochelatase-2, chloroplastic
Exons: 10
Coding region: 203-1642 (479 amino acids)
Biological process (GO): heme biosynthetic process
Molecular function (GO): protoporphyrin ferrochelatase activity
Source: RefSeq, a predicted model, not a curated record